Molecule: messenger RNA, 2977 nt
Organism: Xenopus tropicalis (tropical clawed frog)
Lineage: Eukaryota; Metazoa; Chordata; Amphibia; Anura; Pipidae
Gene: pard6g
Product: par-6 family cell polarity regulator gamma
Cellular component (GO): bicellular tight junction; cytoplasm; plasma membrane
Source: RefSeq, marked provisional
AGAGAGAAGGGAAGCUGCUGCCUGCUCUCCGACACCUCGGCAUCCAGCCUGGUGGCAUCUCGGCUGGGUGGCUAUUGGGGAGGGGGGGUGAGCCUUGAAGAUGAACCGCAGCUUCAGUAAGUCCCAGACGUUGCGGUAUGUGGCUAGCAGCUCGGUGGAGGUAAAGAGCAAGUAUGGGGCCGAGUUUAGAAGGUUCUCUCUUAACCGCUACAAACCAGGAACAUUUGAUGAGUUCUACAACCUUAUUCUUCACAUUCAUCACAUCUCCAGCAUGGACGUCAUGCUUGGGUAUGCGGAUGUUCAUGGAGACCUUCUCCCUAUUAACAACAAUGAAAAUUUCUUCAAAGCUGUUUCUAGUGCAAACCCACUCCUCCGAGUAUUUAUUCAAAAGCAAGAAGAAGUAGACUACAGCACCUUUGGAUCAGCUACGUUAAACCGAAAGAAAAGAAAUGCUCUGGUGGCACUUCGCAAUGACAGUCUCAGGCAUAGGAAACCUCACAUAAACAUCAGCAUGCCCCAUGACUUUAGACCGGUCUCCUCUAUCAUUGAUGUGGACAUACUUCCUGAGACACACAGACGAGUUAGGCUGUACCGGCACGGUUGUGAAAAGCCCCUUGGUUUCUAUAUUCGAGAUGGUACUAGUGUCAGGGUGACACCUCAUGGCCUGGAGAAAGUGCCAGGCAUCUUCAUUUCUAGAAUGGUUCCUGGGGGGUUGGCAGAAAGCACUGGUUUGCUAGCUGUAAAUGACGAGGUUCUAGAAGUAAAUGGCAUUGAAGUAGCAGGAAAGACUCUUGACCAAGUUACAGAUAUGAUGAUAGCAAACAGCCACAACCUUAUUAUCACAGUUAAACCUGCAAACCAAAGGAACAAUAUUAUCCGGAGCAGUCGAAUGUCUGGAAGCUCUGGCCAAUCCACAGACAGCACUGCAAGUCAUCACAGUUUACCUCCUGCUCACCUUUUCCAGAACUUUCAUCCAGAUGAGAUGGAGAGUGACGAUGAUGCCGAUAUUGUUAUUGAGGGCAUCGAACCCCGCAACAUUCCCAAAUCUCACAGCCUUCCUUCAGGAAGCUUGUCGCGAAUUAAUGGCAGCAGCCUGAGCCACAGGUUAGAAAGAGACUUGGGCCUCAAUCAUUCUGGAAGGGAGAGCAAUGGAAGUAUUCACAAAAUCUUAAGUAGCUUAAAAGCUGAUCCUAGGAACAGCUUAGUAAUUCCCAAAGGAGGCAUUGAGGAGGAUGGUACAGUUAUUACACUUUAAUUUGUGGAUGUAAAACUCCCAGCCAUUAUGCUGUUGUGAAGUGAAACUCACAGCAAACCAACAGUUGGAUAAGGGUGCUUGGAGUUGUUGAUAGCAAAGAGAUGUGGAAUUUGACACCCCUACUUUAGGUACUGCCAAGCAAUGCCUGGUAUUGCAUUAUAACAUAGUCUUGAAUUGGAACAUGAAAUAUUGCUACAUGGUCACAUGCUGAAUCUUAAUAAACUGAACACAUUGGUGUUAAACUGUCAAAUUAAUGGUACAGGCUUAGAACAAAGCUAUGUAUGCUCUUGUAUGCUCAUGUAUUACUUUCAGGCUGUGGGUUUGUCCCUCAAGUCUUAUGCCGAACAUGCCAAAUUGAUUUUAGGCAAGCUAUUAUAAAUGUGGAUAUUGCUUAAUAUAAUGAUCCAUCUACCCCUGGUAGAUUUUCCUUUUGAUCAUUCAAAAGAAAGAAAGAAGAGGGCACAGAAAAAAACAAUGACGGAAGCACAGCAGUAGUUCAUUUUUCUACAACUACCCUUUCAAAGUAUAUAGCUGGCCCCGUAAGAUUUCUCUAUUUUUGUGACAGUGGAGGCAGAUUGUCAGAAUUUCUUUGUUCAACAGCACCACUUGCUGGUCAACUGUGGUGAAAUACCUUAGGUUUUUCUGGUGAUGGACAAAGUUCAUAGUGGCACGUCUAGGAUUUUUUUUCUUUGUUUUCUUCCUGUGAAUUUAACGGCCUAAAUGUUACAUGUUAAAUGGUAUAUCCUUGUAAAAUAUAUUUGUCUGAAUACUUGCAAUGCUACCUAUUUGUGACUGUUACUGUGGGAUUGUGGGAAUUGGUAACAGCACAGAACAAUUUGAACUGAUAGCAGCCUGUGUGGCCACAGUUCUACCUUACACAGAGGGCUGGCAGUCAGCCUGCAAUGUUCUGUACUCAACUGUAUUGGUUGCUGGGGGGGGGGGGGUUCUGAUUUCUGUCAGUAUUAUCCCCUAUGUUAUUUCACUGUAAGAAACAUCUAGAUUAUACCAUUUUAGAUGAACUCUUUUGUCUGUAAGUGAAGAAUGUACACAAUUUUAACCCACUAGUUGCAUGCAGAAAUUGUGAAUGACAAAUUCCAUAGCAAAUAACUGAUAGUGUGAUAGAAUCAUGAAGGUUAUAGGUACCUGGAUAAGAUCCUCCACAUGUGUACAAAGCAUUUUUAACCCACCAAGGUGCACUGAACUGUUUGCAUUAUGGACCCAUGGGGAUAAUCUGAUAAACAAGGAUUUAGAACUUGGCCACUAAAAGGACGCAGAAUAUACCACUACUUCUUGGUUGGAACAAAUCUAAAAAAUGUUUUCUGUUUUCACUAUUGUCUGUGCCAUUGUUCCUCUUGCAUAAUACAGGAAUGCCUCUCUUGCAGCCUUUCAGUUUAGUUGAACUACAGCUCUCAUACGUGGAAAAAUACAAGCUGCCUGUGAAUGCUAAGAGGUGCAGUGCAACUAACAAGUGGGCAGCUACAGAUGUGGCAUUCCUGAUUUUGUGUUUAUUAAAUAUUUUUUAUGGAUUUAAGUUUUUUUUUUUUGCAUUUUACUUUUUUUACGUUCUGGGAGAAGGAACUACAGUAGUUCAGAUGUUACUUAAACACAUUCCACUUUAUUUUUCUAAUUUAAAACCUGAAUGACAGUGCUUUCCAUCUAUUUGAUUUUAUACAUUUGUACUUUUAAAAGAAACAGGCUUAAUAAAGUAAAAACUAGCAAGUU